GGGAAAGAGAGAAUGAAAGCGAUUCCCAAAUUAAGGCGGUUGGUGAGCAUUACAGCGACUGAUGUGGAUGGCAUUCCAUAAAACACAAGCAAGCUGCUGUGAUGAAUUGAAUAUAGGAUAGAAUCGUCAUAGCCAUCGACCAGACGACAGACUGCACUUGUCGCGAUCGAUACGUUUUGACCUAGACAAUGAAUUAAACGGUCGGACAAGUAAUAGGCCGCACCCGUGUGAGAAUUGUGGCCAGUUUGGGUCGACCAUGCAGAUAUUCGUAAAAACGCUGACAGGGAAGACGAUCACAUUGGAAGUUGAAGGCAGCGACACGAUUGAAAAUGUGAAGGCGAAAAUUCAAGACAAAGAGGGCAUUCCUCCCGAUCAACAGCGCCUCAUUUUUGCAGGCAAGCAGCUCGAGGAUGGGCGCACCCUGUCGGAUUACAAUAUACAGAAAGAAUCUACCCUUCAUCUGGUUUUGCGUCUGCGAGGUGGUAUGCAAAUAUUUGUGAAAACGCUCACCGGUAAGACAAUUACUCUCGAAGUGGAAGGCAGUGAUACGAUCGAAAAUGUGAAAGCCAAAAUUCAGGACAAAGAGGGUAUUCCACCAGAUCAACAACGUUUGAUUUUUGCUGGCAAGCAGCUCGAAGACGGACGUACACUAUCUGACUACAACAUACAAAAAGAAUCGACACUACACUUGGUCCUCCGCUUGCGUGGUGGGAUACAGAUUUUUGUGAAAACCCUAACCGGUAAAACUAUUGCCUUAGAAGUAGAAAGCAACGAUACUAUCGAGAACGUGAAAACAAAGAUCCAAGACAAAGAAGGGAUACCGCCAGACCAACAACGCCUAAUUUUUGCAGGAAAGCAAUUGGAGGAUGGUCGAACGCUUGCCGAUUAUAACAUUCAGAAAGAAUCCACUCUUCACUUGGUGCUGCGUCUGCGCGGUGGUUGAAGUCUUGGCCUGCUAAAGAACUUUCAGUUGAUUUAUUUUCCUAAUUAAAUGUGUUGCCAAUCGAUUACUACCACCAGACCUAAAUCGCGUUUAUGUUACCAAAGAUCUGUAGCAAAUCAGUCGGAGUGAUAUGCUCGAAAAACUCUCUUGCCACUGCGACUCGAGUCAGUGGACGUGUGUAGCAUCAACGUAGUCUAUAGGUCUAGAGGUUGUGUCGGCAUCGCAAUUCUCGGUUGCCCAGGCAGAGGAUGAGGACUGGCUUAGCAAACCCUACCCGGACUUUACCCGUUAGUAGCGAAGCAAAUGACGCAUAUCGCAAACCUUCGGGAGCCGGUUAUUAAGGCGAGGAUAACACCGCUUUUGAGUAGUAACAAACUACUCUAGGCAAUAAGCUGGAGUAGACGAUCACCGCUGUCUGUCCUGCGAAUACCAUGGCCAUGUUGACCUUCGAGUUCACGUCCGUCUCUCGACCUGCGCUUUCAGAUUUCCGGCAAGACACCAAGAUUUACUUGCGGCGGAGGUCAGGUCAGGUCAGGUCAAGUCACACGGACGAUGGAGGCUUCCGCCUAACAAGCGUCCAGUUCUUAUGCCGGUAAGUGAAGCGGCC
This is a messenger RNA of Dicrocoelium dendriticum, 1550 nucleotides long. NCBI's taxonomy places the organism in Eukaryota, Metazoa, Platyhelminthes, Trematoda, Plagiorchiida, Dicrocoeliidae. The record is from the annotation of a GenBank genome assembly.